CUUUUCUGAACUUUCUGUGGGAGUAAAUAUCUGUCAAGAGUGCAAGCAAGGACAAACAGGCCUCAAUUUACGGAGUGAAUAUUUGUCCAGAGGACAGGUGCUAGAAAAAACAAAGAGGCCUCAUGAACGGGUUGGACUUCGCCAAAUGAGUUGGAAGCUAAAAGUUGGAACCGAUUGGCAUGAUGAAGUUUCGCGUAGCUGGAAAGCAAAGCAGUUUCCAUUUGAAGGUGCAGCUGUAACAGUGGAGUGUAACCCCUCUAGUAUUUCCAAAGUCACCCGUCGGCGCAAUAUGCCCAAAAUUUUGUUCCCGGCUGUGCAAGUUUGUUUUUGUUGACCCGCCCACAUUCCUGCUUGUUGCUGUGAGUUGUUCUGGAAAUCUGUUUUUAAAAUGAUGGAAGUUUUCUGUGAUCAUCACAGAUCCUACUCGUAGGUAGUACUCUUAAGUGCAAAAUCUCCUAUCAUGGUUGCUGCUAAAGAGAAAAGAUGGCUUGUGACCCUUUAUGCCUUAAACUGCAUCUUGGGUCCAGAUUUAAAGUAUGUGGUGGAAGAAGGGAUGAAGAGGCUCUAUAAAUACAUAGAUGAUCAUUUGAAUAGCUUGGCAAAACCCUGCAAACUGAGCACUUUGACAUAUGCUGUUGUACACUCAAGCAACGCCGCCUUUCUUAAUGGCCUGAGUUUCGGGAACAUUCAUAACAAUUUCCGUCAAAGGGAUGAGAGGCAAUACAACUACAAAGUCAACAACAUAGUUGAUCUUGCUAAGGUGUAUCUACCACCUGACGUCCCCGCCAAAUUCUCUGCAUUUGACACAACCAUGGAUGUGGCUGUCGCACUUAAACUUUUGGGAAACAGUUACCCAGUAACAAUUUUCUCCUCUCCCGAUCCAUUUGUCUCAAUUCAAUCAUUGGCAUGUGAUGUUAGGAAACAUGUGAGAAAUGAAGGAGAUCAUUUUAAGGAAAGAGCUUGGACGGAAAUGUUCUUCAACAAAUGUUUUGACAAGCUACAAAAACUACUCUCCUUUCUACCUUUGCCUGGCGCCAGAAAAAAGAAUACUGAAGAUAAACUUUCCAAAUGGCAAAUCGAAGGUUUUAAGCUGAUUGUUGAAGAAGAUUUCGAGGAAAAAAGGGAUGAGUGGGUAAAGGAUGGACUUGCUAAGUUUUAUAGGAAACUGAACAAAAACUUGGAGAAUUUUUUUUCCGAUUUUAAUCGAAGUUAUCAUGACCAGCCACAGGUGCAAAAUGAGGCCGACAAUGAAACCAGUGUCCAAAGAUCCAGAGAUUCAUCAUCAAACGCUCUUUUGACGGAAACUUGUGAAACCAGUGAUGAGGGAAGAGGAGUUACACGUAACGUGUCUGAAUGCUCCGUCAGAGAAGAACUGGAAAAUCCCGGUGCAGCUGUGGGAGAAGAAAUGCCUGAGAACAAGUAUCCUAAAAUUGAGCCAGAAGAAGUUUAUAUAGAGGCGAAGAUGCCGCCAUUUGUUAUCAUUCUGAAAGAAAUUCUAAAAGAAGACUCAGGAACUGCUCGAUUUAAAGAGUUAAGAGAUGUGCAAUUACAGAAGGUUGCUGACAACGAAUUUUUUGGACGAGAACUUCCAAAGCCUGCAAGAGAAGGCCGUGUCAAAGUCACCAUCGAAUCACAAAAUGGAGACGUCCUCGGGGAAACGGAAAUUUUGUACAAAGACGCAAUUGAAGAAAAGUGGAAAGCAAUCGUCACUAUCCAAGAUGGGAUGCGUACGAUCUUAAAGGCUUCAAAUCCAUGUGAAAGUGGCAGUGCUGAAAGGAGCAUUUGUGACACUCCGCAUACAGUAUGCGCCGGGCCUUCUGGUGUACAGAUAGCAUCAUUAUCAGUUCAGCUGCUGCUGCGGCUGCUCUACAAAGCAGCAGAAGUUAAUGCUAAAUGGUUCAUUCAUCUUAUCUUUAACUUACCUGCUGGGAAAAUAGCCUUUGAUUCGUACAAAGAAAUGCCUUUGUCACCGGAGAUCGUCGCUAGCACACAUGGCCACGAAGAGAUUGCGCAGUACCUCAGUGAUGUGAGAGAAAGGUAUUCUGCUAAUGAGGAGGAACGAGAAGAGCAAUCAAACACUAUUGACUGGAAAGAAGUCAUUGACACUAUCGAAGCAACAAAGAAUCAACCUGACGAGGACCUUCAUCGUAUGUCUCAGCAGAAGGAACCCGAGAAAGCCGCGAAAACUACGUUUUCAAAAUCAAAAGAGGAUGAAAAUAUCUACACAAUCUGCCAGCUUAAAGCCGAAGCAGCAAAGAUUUCAAGAACGGUACUACACAAAUCUGCAAUCAGUGGUCGAUACGAGAUGGUUAAAGUGCUUCUUGAAUGUGGAGAAGAAGUGGACCAGACAGAUGAGUUUGAUUUGACGCCUCUUCACCUUGCUGCAUGGUACGGACAGCUGGAUGUUGUUCAACUGUUGUUGCAACAUGGUGCAAAUGUCCACGCUGUAGAUAGAUUUCAGAAAACAGCUCUUCAAAAAGCUGAACGCAACAAUCACAAAACCAUAGUUGAGCUGCUCCUGAGGAAUGACGCUAAACUCACUUGCAAACAACCGCCUAGCCUGAGGUCCCUUUCACGCAAAGCCUGUCUGCAUGCAGACGAACUACCGGCCUUCAAUCGACUACAAGCAGCCGUAUUUGAGCAUGACUAUAGCCCACUCUUAAACGAAGACAACGAUGAUGCAGAAAAGGUUGUUGAGCUUGUCCUUAAUGAAGGAGUAGAUAUAAAUAUUCCAUCGAAAAACAAUCGUGCGCCUUUGUUUUCUGCGAGUUCAUCAUCCUCUGGUGAGAUCAUUGAGACCCUCCUUGAUCUUGGAGCUAAUAUAGACGCCAAGAGCACAGACGACGAGGUGGCAGCUCUGUACUUGGCAGCUUCUUGUGGCAAUUACAUGGCCACUGAGAUCCUAUUGAGGCAUGGAGCUAACAAAGAAAUUCAAGAUAUCAAUGGACGGACACCACUGCAUGCCUGUGCAAGUAAAGGAUUAUUUAGUCUUUCCCGGUUAUUGAUUGAUUCAGGAUGCGACAUCAACCUGCAGGACAACAGCAAAGAAACUCCGCUCUAUUUGGCAGUCAAAAAUAAACAUGAACACUUGGUCAGAGUCUUUCUAGAAAGCAGUGCUGAUGUGGAUUUGAAAUAUAAAGAGGUUGACAGAGUUUACCUUGUUCGUGGGAAAGACAGGGGAGAACCAGCCUGGCGUUACAUCCUAGUGGAGAAAGCUUUGUUGCCUUCGUUCGUAAAGAGAACGGAAGAAGGUAGUCUCGACGUUACAGCCUUUGGAUUCAUCCUAGCGUAUGGAAAGGGAGAGGAUCCUCCAGAUGAAAUAAAAAGGAAAGUCAAAGAAAUGGGCGCUGCCUUUCCUGAUCAAGAAAGUUAUACCAUACUUCAUCUCGCGAGCAAAAGUAAUAGUCCCGAUAUUGUGGAGCUGCUGGUGAAGUACAAAGCAGAUAUAAACGCCCGUGACAAAGAUGGCUUCACACCACUACACUUGGCAGCGAUGCAUGGUAACUUUCAAGUUGUUAAAACACUGAUCGAACUCAGUGCUGACUUCAACUUGAAAGUCGAAGGAAAGGAUGCAGCUGAAUUGGCGCACAUGAAUGGAGAGACAGAGGUUGAAGAAUAUCUUACCUUAACAGCACUGCGAAAACAUACGAGUGAAAAAUCGGUUGAACUCAUACCUGACACUGGUCGAAAAGAUUACUCAGCUACAACUCGUGAGAAGUAUCUUGAACCUGAAAAAAGUUCCCUUGAUACGGACACGAGGAAGAACUCGGACGAAAAAGGCUGGAAAGCACCUGUAGAUGAGGGCGUUCAAUAUUACAUUGAACAAACUUGGAGUGAUCCUAUACCAUGCAUGCUGAACCGGACAAAUUUAUCAGAGUUUUAGGUCUUUUAUACACAGAGCUUGUUACCCUUUAUAAACGGUGAAACAAGAGAAUGAAUAUUUUGAUAGAGAAUUCCAAAGAGAUAGCGCAGAUACCGAGAACGAUCUAUAACUCUUCGAAAGUAAAUUUAUAGCGAGGUAUUUUCAAUAUCUUUUCGGUUGAGGAUCUAAGAUUACGCUGAGGAAUAUGUGAUUUGCCCAUUUGGUAAUUCAUUUAUGUGGGGGACUGGGGCUACUCCCGAGGCGAUUAGACCUAUUUAGAUACGCCCUUUGGUGUGUAAAGGUUAGAUAAUCGUGUAACCAACAGGAGAGGAGUGUACCAGAAUUUUUUGCUUUUGUCGAAAAAGUGCAAACAUUAAACUCUUCCAAUCUCCUGUAUCGACACCUAGCCUUCUAAUUCUUCACCUUCGACCACGAUUUCAAACCAAUGUCUCGAAGGUCUGAUAUAUAUGGUGGCGCUGAUAAAUCGGCUGGUUUCUAUGGCAUCAGUUCUAGAAUGCCGAAACUAACUGCUCCGAUGAUUGCACCUUCAGUCGCAAAGUUGAUCUUUUUCUUUCAACUUAAGCUUCUUUCCCAGUCGCUGGAAAACUGCCAAGGUAACACCAAUCCCAAAAGCGGAGACCCCACUGAUAUUACAAACUAUCGUUCAGUAUCAAUUUUAUUUUGGAUAUAUCAACAAAGUUGAAAUGGUAAAUUGGACGCCGUAACGAUUA
This is a messenger RNA of Stylophora pistillata, 4593 nucleotides long. Its product is annotated as ankyrin-1-like. The record is from RefSeq and is a predicted model, not a curated record. Lineage: Eukaryota; Metazoa; Cnidaria; Anthozoa; Scleractinia; Pocilloporidae.